This is a messenger RNA of Phaedon cochleariae (mustard beetle), 2748 nucleotides long. The record is from the annotation of a GenBank genome assembly. NCBI's taxonomy places the organism in Eukaryota, Metazoa, Arthropoda, Insecta, Coleoptera, Chrysomelidae.
UUAAUAAUAACAUACAAGCAGUAAAAUUAUGAAUACAUUUUUCCAAGAUACAAUUUGAAAUGUCAUGGAUAUGUUCAAGUACCGUAGAAUGGGGAUACUUGGAACUGUGGGGUAAAUUGGAACGAAACUUCACAUUUUCAAAUUACCCGCUGAAAUCAACAGCUGAUUUCAUUUUAAAACAUUGUUUCGUGCACAGUUGUUUUGUGUAGUUAUAUAUUCGUUGUUUGAAGGUAAGUGGCAUAUAAAUAUUGUUUCAAGAAUGUUGUAUAUUGUAUCGACAAUAUAAGCAGGUAGAUGACAGAAAAAAAUGACAUUAAAAACUUCCUGUCAACCGGCAUUAUGAAUUCAAUAUACGGCGUUCAUUUCAUAUAGGUUAUGUGCAGUUACCAUUUCUCUAGCGGAAUAGGUCGCGUGCAAGAACUGUCAGAUGACCGACCCUGGAGGCAAAACAUAUUUUUUUACAAGUGAUCGAAAUAGUUUUCCACAAUUAUUUUGGCAUAUGAAUCGUAUUUUUCCGCUAUUCAUCAAUUCGCUAAUGCCAUCACAUUGUGCUGUUGUGAAAUGCACAAAAACUGCAGCGGAAGAUGAAGAAAUCCGGAUGGUACAUUAUGAUUCAAAAGUAAGUACCUACUAUAGACACUCACAUAGUUUUCAUUUUUGAAAUUUGGUUAUUUCUCUGAUUUCUCAUCGGAAUUCCUUCUGCAAUAGGAUCAUCUAAUAGAAAUAUACCUGAAAUUUCUAGAAUAAUGCAAGAAGAUUGGAUUCAUGCAAUCAAUCGGUAGGACUGGUCUGACAUGCUGACGAUCGUGUGUGUUGUAGACAUUUUCAAUCUAUUAGCAGCAUUAGCUUGUAUUGCAGAAGUGGCAGAAGGCAGAAGGAAUUUUAAUAAGGAAUGACAACAUUUCAUAAUGCUAACUAUGUGAGAUUACUAUUUACCUGAAAAAUCAUAAUCCCUAGUCUCUUGCUGCAUUUUUUGUGCAUUGUACAACAGCACAAUGCGAAGGCAUGCUUGAAUUAAUGAAUAACGCAAGAAACACGAUUCGUAUGCCAAAAUAUUGUGAAAAACUAUUUCAACCUUUUGAUUCCUCUGUAACCAAAUAAAAAAGUGAGGUUGUGUUUCAAUAAUUCACAGAAGAAUGAGGUUGUGUUUCAAUAUUUUGCCUCCAGGGUCGGUCUUCCUGCACGCGACCUAUGCCGCUUAAUCACUAGGUGCGUUUUAUUGGCAAUAUUCUUCUACCGGAUCGACAGUUCUCGUCGUUUUAUUGAACAUUAUUCUGAAACCAGUUCCAACUUUUCAUUCCGUCUCAUUAGACGGAAUGACAGGAAGAAGAUUAUGUCACAGGUGACAGAAAGGCGGUAUAUGUCAGUAAACGUGAUUUGAAUUUUUGAAUUUGAAUAUUCGAAAUUGAAAAGAAGAAAGAAAACACUCGAAACGAAAAAAAUGGAAGGCCAUUUAGUUCAAACAGAUACUGGGGAAUACCUAUGGUUCAAUAGUAGAACUGGCUUGUACGAAUUUAUCAGGACAGAAGUAUCUGCUGCUGCUGUAAAUGAGGUAAUACCAGAGAGUAUGGACAAAAAUAAUGCUGAAACAGGAGACACCUCAUUCAAUGAUGAAACAGCUUAUGAAACAUUGAAAGAUAAUGACAAUAAUUUGAACCUGGUGGAGAGGAAGAACAUCUGGGAUAGUAAACAGACGCUUUUGCUCAUUGAUAUAUGUGGGCACAAUAAGGACCGGUUAAACAAUCCUAAAUAUAGAAAAACGGAAGUAUACAAAGAAAUAUCUGAUCAAAUGAAAAAGAAUGGACACUUCUUCUCAAGUGAACAAUGUUUAAAUAAAAUGAAAACACUAACCACCAAGUACAAGGAGAUACGAGAUUUCAAUGCCACUUCUGGAAACAAUCCUAAAAAAUGGGCGUAUUUUGAUAUACUGACAGAGUACUUUGGAGAUCGCCCAGGUAUAGUAGCCAGAGCAUCAUGUUCAAGCUUGAAUAUAGCUCGAAAUAAUCUACCUGAUCAUAGCAGCCCAUCAACAUCCAAUGUACAGAAGAGAAAAUCAGAAUCUUGUGAAAGUGAAGAGAAGGGAAAGAUGGUUAAGAAAACUCAGGAGAGACAAAAUCCAAAAAAAGAAAUGGUUGCUUGGCUUAAGGAUUACAAGAAAGAAGUGCAAGAAAGAGAGGAAAGGAGGCUGAGUAUGGCUGAACAGCAACAUAAUGAGAAUAAAGAGAUGUUGUCACAAAUUUUAGAUUUGUUAAAAAACAAAUCUUCAUAUGUUGAUGCACCUGCACCAGAGUGAUAUCAAGAAUCAGAUACCUUUGGUACAACAUUUAUUCAAUGUGAAUAUUCAGUGUACGUUCAAGUUAAUUGUUGAUAGUUAUUUCUUAUAUGAGAUUAAAAUGUUUUCAUUGUCAUCUAUUUUUAUAUCUUUAUCCCUCUACUUACUUUUACAUUACCAACAAAAUAUCAUAUGCAAUUGGGUUUGGGUAUUUGAAAUAUUAUGAAAAUGCUGUAUCUUCGAUCAUUCCAUGUUGGAAAGCAAUUUCCCAGAAGUGGAAAAAUUGUACACUAUCUCUGAUAAACUGAAGAAUCUGUUCUAGGAUGGAUAUAAGGACCUAUACAUUUUGAAAAUAUUUCCCAGGUGUUUUAAAAUGUAGCACUAAUAGGUCCCCCUAUCUAUCCUAAAGAGAACACUUCUGAACAAUAAAAUUCUUCAGCCACAAUAAUGUUUUGAGUUGAAUAACGUGAAUAACC